Molecule: messenger RNA, 3197 nt
Organism: Mauremys reevesii (Reeves's turtle)
Lineage: Eukaryota; Metazoa; Chordata; Testudines; Geoemydidae
Gene: ORMDL3
Product: ORMDL sphingolipid biosynthesis regulator 3
Exons: 4
Coding region: 178-639 (153 amino acids)
Biological process (GO): intracellular sphingolipid homeostasis; negative regulation of ceramide biosynthetic process; ceramide metabolic process
Cellular component (GO): endoplasmic reticulum membrane
Source: RefSeq, a predicted model, not a curated record
CUGGGACUGGGGUUUGCUGCUGAACCUGUUUCAUGGUGCAGGUGAAUGAGUGCAGCAGCCCUAGGCCCUGAGGUUUCAUGGAUUGCUGUGUAUGGCACCAAAUCCAACCUCAGUCCAGCCAUUGACAAUCUUCUCCUUUCCAGCAUUCAGGACUGCCUAUCCGACGCGUGAGCCAGCAUGAACGUGGGGACGGCGCACAGCGAGGUGAACCCCAACACCCGCGUCAUGAACAGCCGGGGCAUCUGGCUCUCCUACGUGCUGGGGAUUGGCCUGCUGCAUGUGAUCCUCCUCAGCAUCCCCUUCUUCAGUGUCCCCGUGGUUUGGACUCUCACCAACAUCAUCCACAACAUGAGUAUGUACAUCUUCCUGCACACGGUGAAAGGAACGCCCUUUGAGACGCCGGACCAGGGGAAAGCCCGGCUGCUCACGCACUGGGAGCAGAUGGACUAUGGGGUGCAGUUCACGGCAUCGCGCAAGUUCCUGACCAUCACGCCCAUCGUGCUGUAUUUCCUCACCAGUUUCUACACGAAAUAUGACCGGAUACACUUCAUAAUCAACACCAUCUCCCUGAUGAGCGUCUUGAUCCCCAAACUGCCCCAGCUCCACGGAGUCCGGAUCUUUGGGAUCAACAAGUACUGAGCCCCCUGGAUGAAGUGAGCUGAAGUGGAAGGGGAAACCCCGUGGUCUUAGUCCUCCCUCCCCCCCCGGCCGGGCUAUAAUUUCACAGCGGCUCUUUAAAUGCAGUAUCCAAUAGACGUGUAUACCGCAUGCAGGAUCCUCGUGCCCAAUAAAUCUAAGCAAACUCUGGAGUAGCAGAAUCCUGAGUAGAGUUUAGCAUGGAGCCAGGAGACUGAGGGGGGUGGACUUCUUGUGCUCCAGUAUCAUGAGUAGAUGCAGAUAGUCUGAGACGUUGAGGUACAAAUAGGUCAGUGUCUGGGGAGACUCCCAUCCAGAGGCCAAUACGCUGAAUGGAGAGAGCAGGGGUGGGGAGAAAGCUUUAAGAGCGAGUGGCCAUUACUAUGGCAAAUGCACUUUAAAAUACAGUGGCCCUUUUUGAGGUUAGAGGCACUCGCGAAGGGCUACGUGGGGAAAUUAAAGGGGGGCCUGGCCAGAUUUCCCAGGUGUGAAAAACUAGUUGGCCACUUUAAUUUUGGGAGGUGGAUUUUUUCUUCAACCUCUCUCCUCCCAUUGGGGAGGGAAUCGUUUUUUCUCAUGAGAAAACAGGAAGGAGUGACCUGGCAUUUCCAGGGGAGCUUUCCCGUUUUCCAAGGUACAGUUUGUGUGAUUCGGGGGGACAGAAUUGGAUUCCAAGGUGUUUCUAUUAAUUUAAACUAUAACCAAGGUCUGUCUUUGUUUAAAGUGGAAGUGGUUAUAUUUUAAAGUGGGUGUGAUUGGGGGGGGGAAGAGGGGGGUAUUCUCCCCCAUCACAUGCACCCCUGCAGUGUUACCCCUUAAUCCUACUGCCACAUAGGGCUAAGAGGUGUGAUGCUGCUGGUUGUUAGUUGUGUGAUUAAAAAUGUUAACACUGCCCAUGAGAGGUAUCUGAGUCACUUGAUGUGGAGAUGGGGGUGGGGAGAAAGGCUGAUGAUGGACAGGUUUGCUCUAGGUGAAGGACGGAGCGUCGUCGGGUACGGUAAUGGGGUGCUGGUACAGGCAGAGAGGUGACCGUGUUUGGUUUAAAUGGGUCUCGUUCUUCCACCCCCUUUGCCCAGGACUCCAAUGUCUAGAUCUAGAUCAGUGGCACUUGCCAAAUACCAGUGCUGGGCACAUCUCAGCAUGUGACAGCCCAGGCAGAAAACCCUUCUCGGACUUCUGGUUGGGCCUGAUGACGUGUCGGCAGCAUACUGUGGGCCACAAGCGAGGUUAAAGGAGCUGUAGAAUAGGAAUAUUGUAGUGGUGCCGUGUUGCUGAGUGAAGGCAGGAGCAGGCGGCAGAUGUGGCUGGCCAGCAAGAGGGCAACGGGUCUGACCGGUCACUGAAGCAUGUAACUUAUCAGUGGCAUAGAAAAUCCAAGAUGUGCAGUCUGUCACAUCCCCAGACCAUGGCUGCACAAGGCUACCCACCUGUCCGGGUCUGGACAGUGAAGGUGCUUGGCACAGCAGGGAGACAAGCAACUCUUGCUUUGCUGCCUUCUUCAUUAUCCAGAUUUGUUGUACUUGUUUAAAUCCAAAGCCCUGCUGUUCUGCCCCUGAACUGGUGGCUAGAUCCAGAGGUGGGGUACGGCACAUGUCAGUUAGUGGGUGGAACUUGCAUCCCAAGAAAGUGAGGGGCAAUGGGGUGUUGCAGGGGGCAGUUAAACCACAAGGGGAGCUAACCAUCCUUCUGUUUCUGACUCUUGUUCUGAUUUUGUUUAUGCAUCAUGAGCUUAUUUCAGGCUGCUCAGUGGAGCGAUCAUGUUUUCUGCACCCUGCAUUGGCGUGUGGGAGGGAACCCUACCUAGUAAAGCGCGUGUGUGUUUUUCUACUAAGUGGCUGUUAGCAGAUGAGCUAGUUAUCCACAGAGUCAGGAGCUGGUCUGGAGGACAAUGUGGGAUUUUUAAUUUAAUUAUAAUCUGCAAUAGAAAUGCAAUAAUCCCAGUGUGGAGAUUGUUGAACAAAGUUUUGAGAAUCAUCGUUUGGGGUAAAUGAGAGGCUUGUAAUUAGUAGACGGGGGCGGGGGGCAUUUUCAAUAUAACAGGGAGGUUUGGAUAACCGAGGAUGAAGCAUAGUUGCAACACUCAAUAUCCUCCCCCACUCCCCGCAUCAAAAUUGCCAGCUGGAGUGAAAGGUUAGCAGCAGAAUUAGCUCCUAGUGGCUGGGGUAGCUGUCCACUCAUCAAAACCGUAGGAUUUUCUCGAGGGUCAAUAUGCUGGUUGAAAUAAGCCUUUGUUUAUAUUUUUCAUGAUACCCUUGCAGGUUCAUGAAGGUGAUUUUUGUUUGUUAGUGUUUUGAGUGUCUUGAGUUUUCUGACAAUGUAAAUGUUUUAAAUAAGACAUUUUAGUUCCUGCAUUAGCCAGAUGUAGCUUUGGAACUGAGCAGGCGGUACAGUGGGUACUAUCGACAGAGUUUAGACCUGAUCUGAUGGUCCAGGACAGGAAUUCCCAAAUCUGAAUCUCAGCCCUUGUCCUGACUCCUCACCUGCCUUUGGGUGAACUGCUUUACCUCUCUGGCUCAGUUUCAUCACUUGUACCCCGCAGAGGGGGAGAAAUCAUCAGCCUA